AUGUCUCCCUUACCGGAGGAGUUUGAUAUCAUUGUGUGCGGAGGAGGAAGUUGUGGAUGUGUGGUUGCUGGCAGGUUGGCCAACCUUGACCAUAACCUCAAGGUGCUUCUCAUUGAGGCUGGUGAGAGCAAUCUCAACAAUCCUUGGGUGUUCCGACCCGGUAUCUUUCCCCGGAACAUGAAGCUGGACUCAAAGACUGCAACAUUCUAUGAGUCUAAGCCAUCGAAGUGGCUCGGUGGCAGAGGUGCUAUUGUGCCCGCAGCUCAUAUUCUCGGUGGAGGAUCUUCCAUCAACUUCAUGAUGUACACCCGAGCUUCCGCGUCCGACUAUGACGACUUCCAAGCCAAGGGAUGGACAACCAAGGAAUUGCUUCCUCUCAUGAAGAAGCAUGAGACGUACCAGCGUGCAUCUCACAACCGGGAUAUUCACGGCUUUGAAGGCCCAAUCAAGGUCUCUUUUGGGAACUAUGCGUAUCCCAUCAAGGAUGACUUCCUCAGGGCGGCUGCAUCUCAAGGCAUUCCCGUAGUGGACGACCUACAAGAUCUGAAAACUGCACACGGUGCUGAGCAGUGGUUGAAGUGGAUUAAUCGUGAUACUGGCCGCCGGAGUGACAGUGCCCAUGCCUAUAUCCACGCCACUCGAGCCGUUCACUCGAACUUGUACUUGGCUUGCAAUACCAAGGUCGAUAAGGUGAUCAUUGAGAACGGCCGAGCAGUUGGUGUACAGACUGUUCCAACGAAGCCUAUGGGCGACGUAAGUAACGCUGAGAAGCUCCGAAAGGCUGGAGUUAAGCCCAUCGUUGAUCUUCCUGGCGUGGGUUUGAACUUCCAGGAUCAUUAUUUGACCUUCAGCGUGUACCGAGCAAAGCCCGGCACGGAAACCUUUGAUGACUUUGCCCGUGGAGACCCUGAGGUGCAAAAGCGCGUCUUCGACGAGUGGAACAUCAAGGGCACUGGGCCGCUCGCAACAAACGGUAUCGAGGCCGGCGUGAAGAUUCGACCAACUGAGAAAGAACUGAGGGAGUUUGAGAGGUGGCCGACUCCUCAUUUUAAGUCAGGCUGGGAGACGUACUUCAAGAACAAGCCGGAUAAGCCCGUGAUGCACUACUCGAUAAUUUCCGGCUGGUUCGGUGACCAUAUGCUCAUGCCACCUGGGAACUUCUUCACCAUGUUCCACUUCCUGGAAUAUCCCUUCUCGCGCGGUUCGACACACAUCAGGUCGGCAGACCCGUACGAAGUACCGGACUUUGAUGCUGGAUUCAUGAACGAUGAGCGCGACAUGGUGCCGAUGGUGUGGGGCUAUAUCAAGUCGCGCGAAACAGCUCGAAGAAUGGAUGCCUAUGCUGGUGAGGUUCAAAAUAUGCAUCCGGUCUUCGACUUUGACUCUCCAUCACGAGCGUAUGACCUCGAUCUGGAGGACACUAACAAGUACGCACUGCCUGGCAACAUCACGGCCGGAAUCCAGCACGGCAGCUGGACAGUCCCAGUACCAGCGGCGGAUGAGAAGCCUAACCCCCUGCAUGUGACGAGCAACCGCAAGGCCAAGAGAAAAGAACUGAAGUACUCUGACAAGGACAUCAAAGCGGUUGAGGACUGGGUCAAGCGUCAUGUUGAGACGACAUGGCAUUGCUUGGGCACGUGCUCCAUGGCUCCUCGGGAAGGCAACAGCAUCGUCAAGCACGGCGUCUUGGACGAGCGUCUCAACGUUCACGGCGUGAAGGGCUUGAAGGUGGCGGACCUGAGUAUCUGCCCCGACAAUGUCGGCUGCAACACUUACUCUACCGCUCUGCUCAUCGGCGAGAAGGCAGCCGUCCUGGUUGCCGAAGACUUGGGAUACUCGGGUGAAGCACUCCAGAUGAAGGUUCCCGAUUAUCAUGCGCCCGGUGAGAACAGGCUUACCUCGAGACUUUGA
Sordaria macrospora k-hell is the source of this 1911-nucleotide messenger RNA. The record is from RefSeq and is a predicted model, not a curated record. NCBI's taxonomy places the organism in Eukaryota, Fungi, Ascomycota, Sordariomycetes, Sordariales, Sordariaceae.